Molecule: messenger RNA, 754 nt
Organism: Trichobilharzia szidati
Lineage: Eukaryota; Metazoa; Platyhelminthes; Trematoda; Strigeidida; Schistosomatidae
Source: the annotation of a GenBank genome assembly
UCGGGCGGGUUGUUGGCUUUGGUUUGACGUUUCUUUUCGAUGGAUUCUCCAGUCGAUUCGAGUACGCCAAAAAGCUCUACCAAACGGGCCAUCAAUGACCUCCAGCUCCCACUAGCUGGAGGUAGUAACUGUAUCAAGAAAAAGAAGACAGCGACGGUGCCAGAACAGUUGAACAUAUCAAAUCGAUCGUCGCCUGUUGAUCUUGAUUCGAAUGUCAGUUCAUCCCGUCGUUCUGUGCUUAAGAAACUGUCUCAGCCGAAGAAAACGGCAACAGCGCGUCAGGGCACGGAUUGGAUGUAUGUUAACCACGAGGAUACUCCACAACUGAGUGAUCGUCCUGUUCCACGUAGACGAGAUGAUGGAGGUGAGCCAUCAUACCAGCGGAGUACAAAUCUCCUUAUAAGGAAGAUGCCAUUCUGUCAAUAUAUCCGUUAUAUUAUUGCGACGUCACUUGAUCAGAGAUACUUAACGUUUCAUUGGCAAGCCAUUUGCUUUCUGGCGUUACAAGAAGCCGCUGAAGCAUUCCUCGUAAGCUUGUUUGAGUCGGCUCAACAAUGUGAAAUUCACGCUGAACGUGUUACAGGGAUUCCUAGAGAUAUCAGGUUUUACAUUCCAAUUGGCCCAAGUGAUCAACAAUUGCAACAAUUGAGAACGAUGACGACUAGUAGUCGGCCUAUGUUAACGGCAGCACCCGGUCCAUCGAAUAGUACGCAUCGGAAUAAUAACAAUGAUAAUAAUAAUAAUAAUAAUAAUA